AGUGCGCAGGCGCAGCCCGGGUGACGAAGAUGGUGCUCAUCAAGGAAUACCGUGUAGUGUUGCCAGUCUCUGUGGAAGAGUAUCAAGUAGGGCAGCUGUUCUCUGUGGCUGAGGCCAGCAAGAAUGAGACAGGAGGUGGAGAAGGCAUCGAAGUGCUGAAGAAUGAACCUUAUGAGAAGGAUGGAGAGAAGGGACAAUACACACAUAAAAUAUACCAUCUAAAGAGUAAAGUCCCAGGGUAUGUGAAGAUGAUUGCACCAGAGGGAGCGUUAGUUUUUCACGAAAAGGCCUGGAACGCCUACCCAUACUGUCGUACUAUUGUGACGAAUGAGUACAUGAAGGACGACUUUAUGAUAAAGAUCGAGACGUGGCACAAACCUGACAUGGGAACAAUAGAAAAUGUCCAUGACCUGGACGAGCAGACGUGGAGGACUGUGGAGGUGUCUCCCAUAGAUAUAGCAAACAAAGAUGAAGUGGCCGCUGGGGACUAUAAGCCAGAAGAAGAUCCUGCUCUUUUCCACUCCACCAAGACGGGUAGAGGACCUCUCGGCCCCGAAUGGAAGAAUGAGCUGAAGACAGAUUGUCCUUACAUGUGUGCAUACAAACUGGUCACUGUCAAGUUCAGAUGGUGGGGUCUGCAGACCAAGGUGGAAAAUUUCAUCCACAGGCAAGAAAAGCGUAUUUUCACCAACUUCCACCGCCAGCUGUUCUGCUGGAUUGACAGAUGGGUGGGUUUGACCAUGGAGGACAUUAGGCGGAUGGAAGAGGAGACCCAAAAAGAGCUUGAGGAGAUGCGUCAGAAGGGAGACGUGCGAGGGACCUCUGCGACAGACGAGUAGAGGCCUGUCGCUGUAGGUCAAACACUAGAGGCAGGCUGACUGCGUCAAAAAGGUCCGAUUCGAGGCACCAGUGCUGCUCAUGAGCAAUGAGGCAAAUCAACCAAACCCUGUCAUGAUGAUGUCAUCAAAGACACCUCCACCACGAUGAGGAAGUGGCCCUGACUUCGCCUCUUCUCUUCCUGUCUCACAUGAUUCAUUGGGGGGGUUUGACAAAGAUUGGUUAACAGUACUGUACAGAUCCUACCCCAAUCACAAGCCUCCUGUUCAUUCAGAAAACAAAAAAAAAAAAAAACAUGGUUUUGCAUACAUAUAAAAAGGAAAAAAAAAAAACUCUUUGCACAGAACGUAACUUGCCUGACAUGUAAUUGUUAGUUGAUUAUUACAAUGGGCUUUGUUUUUAUUCAGGUGUGUAAACAGUGACUCAGAAAGUCAAGCCUUUUAAAUUAACUUGUUUUUAGGUAUACAGGUGCCCACAAAAAUUGGUACAAGAUGACUUUAGCAGGUAUUGGACCAUUAAUCUCCCUACCUUCCCUUGUAUUAUAACUGUCUGUCCCUACUUUGAUCCCUGUCUCUCCCCUCAGUAUUGUCCAUAUUCUUGUCCUGAUAAAAUUUGUCCUUGUCUCACUGUCCCCUCUGUCUGGCAGUUGGUUGGAAAUUUUUUUAUUUAUUUUUUCUUUCAUUUUAAUUUGGAGGCUAAUCCAUGCCUGUUUAAGGUUCAAAGCAAAAUCAGUGCUCAUGCAUGAUGGAUAAUUCUCUGCUUCACACACGUCCCACAUUUUCCGUCACAAGUGCAUGUGGACAACGGCAACUCCUCACUAAACUGUCAUUGCAUGUGUGUUGUCGCUGCAAUGAGGCUUCGCUCAAGUGGAUUGUUUGUGUUGAUUAGAGAGAGGUUUAGCGCCCUCUAGGAGAGUCUGUACAAUACACCGGUGUGUUAGUGUGCAUUUUUGUGCUUGUUUGUGUUAUCGACUGCCUUCGCUCUUAAAGGACUGUCAGUCUUGACUGAGAUGGACAACGUUCAGCUUAUUAUCAAGGCUCCUGAGUCGUCUCAGCGCUCCACGACCAGCCUGUUGAACUUGCCUCAUGCUAUUGCUGCAUGUCCUUUCUUCUUGUCUAGGGCUUUAAGUGGAGCAGAAGCUUUCCUUUUCUUUCUUUAACUAAAACAAAUGAGGAUGAAAGUGUGUGCGUUGCUGCGUGCAUGAAUCAAGGUUGGGUUUUUACAACUAACGCUUCUUCUCUCACCUCAGACAGCAAAUGGGUCCAGGCAGAUCUGCGACGUCUGUUGCAGUUGUGGAUUGACAAGCAUUGUGGGUGUAUAGCUUUUAUUUUCACCAUGUCAAGUGAGCUUUUCAUCUACAUGAUGUAGGUCAGUCUGAACUUUUCUCAACUGCCUCUAGAUAAAGGAUGAAAUCCCUUUGGCAAAAAACUGACUCAUAACAGUUUAAAUCAGUGUCUGGUGAUCUAGUACGAGCCGUGAUCUGAAAACAGGUGGCAUCUUUAUCCUGCUUUCUUUCCGGCAUCACUACUUUAUUUUUUUUUGGCUUCAUCGACUCUGGUUUGUAGCCGUUUAUCACAGAGAGAGCUCACUUUAGCAGUCUUUAUUUUGAGCGUAGAGCAGAUCCUGUUGGGCUCUUAGGUAAGAUGUCUUGUGAUGUUUUAUGUGAUCAUGAGCAUAGCUUUAGCACAGCUGUGAUAAAACCUUGUUUAUUCGAUCAGGUAUGAGUGUCUAGGUUUUGCUGUAACCUGUGUGUGUGUGUGUGGUGUUGGACAGGUUAUAAGAGAGUUAUAAGUGUACUUUAUAAUAUGUCCAUUAUAGAAAUGGACAAACUGUACAUACAAACACUGACUUGAAUGGAAUAUUCACAGCUACUAAGCGUCGUCAGGUCUAUCAUUCAAUACUGUACUGCUAAAAGUAACUUAAAUAAGUUGUCAGAGCAGGAGACAUCAGCUCUGUGGACAGUAUGCUCAGUGUGGGAAGUGGAGCAAACUGUCGACGUGUUGUUGCUCAUACUGUUAACUGUACCUCAUCCAUGCUUAUGAAUGUACAGCUAGGAGACAGAUGUGUCAAACUAUGCAGGAAGUCACAGAGCUGCAGGAACACUGACAUGUUUCACACCUGUACAGGCAUGACAUGGAGCUGUUAUAUCAUCAGUACAUGAGGAGAGAUUUACUGAAACAACUCCACAUUUGGAUCUGCAUGCGCAUUUUUUCUUUUUUUUUAUUAGUCUUUACAUUUUCCUUUCUUUGGGUUUUGAUUAUUCCCAGUUUGUUUGAUCAGGACUUCAGUGCUUUUGAGAAGCUCUUGAACUGCAUCAGAUGAGAAGAGGAAUAAUUUUAAAAGGCGGCUUCUCCUCAAAAUCAAACUGAAUCCGGCUCGACCUCAGAUUACUGACGAGGAGUGAAAAGCCUGACUGAGUUUGGCGAUGACAGGGAGUCGCCCUGUAGACUAGACUAGACUGUGUGAUGUACAGUUUUGUAGCAUUGCCAGUGAUGCCAGCCAGGGUAUGACUGUGAGGGGAGGGAUAAAAGCUUAGGGAACAGAUGGAGUCCAAAAUACAGUUUUCUUUAUUGUAAUCAUGAAUAAGCACUUGCAAAAUCUACUGUGUUUUGUUUUCUCUGUUUUUGUUUUGUUUUUUGAAAGACAAAGAUUCACAAUGUAUUUGAUGUUCUCUUUUACUGAUAAGGCAAAAUUCAGGGGAAUUAGUAGUGAAUGUAAUUCAAUUAGUUCCUUUUUUUUUUUUUUUUUUUUCUCCUGUUCACAGCUUUCAGGCUGUGACAGAAGGUCUAGACAAUGGAACAUAACAGAAUAUCUAAUAAAUUUGAACAAAUAAGAGAA
Messenger RNA from Micropterus salmoides (largemouth bass), 3675 nucleotides. It is a transcript of the gene pitpnb, whose product is annotated as phosphatidylinositol transfer protein, beta. Gene Ontology annotation, molecular function: phosphatidylcholine intramembrane carrier activity; phosphatidylinositol binding; phosphatidylinositol transfer activity. The transcript has 12 exons. The record is from RefSeq and is a predicted model, not a curated record. Lineage: Eukaryota; Metazoa; Chordata; Actinopteri; Centrarchiformes; Centrarchidae. Gene Ontology annotation, cellular component: cytoplasm. Bases 30 to 839 code for a protein of 269 amino acids. Gene Ontology annotation, biological process: phospholipid transport.